Acomys russatus (golden spiny mouse) is the source of this 2255-nucleotide messenger RNA. It is a transcript of the gene Gtpbp4, whose product is annotated as GTP binding protein 4. The record is from RefSeq and is a predicted model, not a curated record. Gene Ontology annotation, cellular component: nucleolus. Lineage: Eukaryota; Metazoa; Chordata; Mammalia; Rodentia; Muridae. Bases 121 to 2025 code for a protein of 634 amino acids. Gene Ontology annotation, biological process: ribosomal large subunit biogenesis. Gene Ontology annotation, molecular function: RNA binding; GTP binding; GTPase activity. The transcript is spliced from 17 exons.
CGACUUACAGGAAGUGACGCAACGCCAAAGCGCGCUGAAUGGCGGAAGUCCCGCCCAUCGCCGACGGCGGAAGUCCGGCCCGCCGCGUCUCCAGGUUUCCUCGUGUGCUCCACCGCCGGCAUGGCGCACUACAACUUCAAGAAGAUUACGGUGGUGCCGUCUGCCAAGGACUUUAUUGACCUGACAUUAUCCAAGACUCAACGAAAGACUCCAACAGUUAUUCAUAAACAUUAUCAAAUUCAUCGAAUUCGACAUUUUUAUAUGAGAAAAGUCAAAUUUACUCAACAGAAUUACCAUGACAGACUCUCCCAGAUUCUGACGGAUUUCCCUAAGUUGGACGAUAUCCACCCGUUCUACGCUGACUUGAUGAACAUUCUCUAUGACAAGGAUCAUUACAAGUUGGCUCUAGGUCAAAUAAACAUUGCCAAAAAUUUGGUGGACAAUGUUGCUAAAGACUACGUGCGACUUAUGAAAUAUGGUGACUCUCUGUACCGCUGCAAGCAGCUGAAGCGUGCUGCCCUUGGACGCAUGUGUACUAUCAUCAAGAGACAGAGGCAGAGUUUGGAGUAUUUGGAACAAGUGCGUCAACAUUUAUCCCGCUUGCCAACCAUUGAUCCAAAUACGAGGACUCUGCUUUUGUGUGGGUAUCCAAAUGUUGGGAAAUCCAGCUUCAUCAAUAAGGUGACAAGAGCAGAUGUGGAUGUUCAGCCCUAUGCAUUUACCACCAAGUCUUUGUUUGUUGGGCACAUGGAUUAUAAGUAUCUACGUUGGCAGGUUGUAGAUACCCCAGGGAUUUUGGAUCAUCCUUUGGAGGAUCGGAACACCAUUGAAAUGCAGGCUAUCACAGCUCUGGCCCACCUCCGAGCUGCGGUGCUAUACGUGAUGGACUUGUCUGAGCAGUGUGGCCAUGGCUUGAAGGAACAGCUAGAACUCUUCCAGAAUAUCAGACCUCUGUUCAUCAACAAGCCUCUUAUUGUUGUAGCAAACAAAUGUGAUGUGAAGAGAAUAGCUGAACUUGCUGAAGAAGAUCAGAAAAUAUUUAUGGACUUGCAGGCCGAAGGUUUCCCUGUCAUUGAGACCAGCACCCUGACUGAGGAAGGAGUCAUUCAAGUUAAAACAGAGGCCUGUGAUAGGCUUUUGGCUCAUCGAGUAGAGACGAAAAUGAAAGGAAAUAAAGUGAAUGAGGUUCUGAACAGAUUGCACUUAGCUGUGCCAAACAAGAGGGACGAUAAGGAGAGACCCCCUUUCAUCCCAGAAGGAGUAGUGGCUCGAAGGAAAAGAAUGGAGAUUGCAGAGCCCAAGAAGAAGAGGGAACGAGAUCUUGAGCUGGAAAUGGGAGAUGAUUAUAUUUUGGAUCUUCAGAAAUACUGGGACUUAAUGAAUUCAUCUGAGAAAUAUGAUAAGAUCCCGGAGAUCUGGGAAGGCCAUAAUGUUGCUGAUUAUAUCGAUCCUGCUAUCAUGAAGAAAUUGGAAGAAUUAGAAAAGGAAGAAGAGCUAAGAACAGCUGCUGGAGAGUAUGACAGUGACUCUGAAACUGAAGAUGAGGAAAUGUUGGAAAUCCGACAGCUGGCAAAACAAAUUAGAGAAAAAAAGAAGUUGAAAAUUCUACAGUCCAAAGAAAAGAAUACACAAGGGCCCAGGAUGCCCCGAACUGCCAAGAAGGUUCAGCGGGCGGAUUUGGAGAAUGAGAUGCGGGGCCUUGGUGUUGACAUGGAUGAUAAGGACAAUGCCCACUAUGCAGUCCAGGCAAGAAGAUCUCGGAGUGCCACUAGGAAGAGAAAAAGAGAAGAGUCUGUUCCACCCUCUUCUAUAGCCCGGAGUCGGAGUUGCUCUCGAACUCCACGUGAUGUUUCUGGCCUUCGGGAUGUCAAGAUGGUGAAGAAAGCCAAGACUAUGAUGAAGAAAGCGCAGAAGAAGAUGAACCGCUUGGGGAGAAAAGGGGAGGCGGACAGGCACGUGUUUGACAUGAAGCCCAAGCACUUGCUGUCCGGGAAGAGGAAGGCUGGUAAAAAGGACAGGAGGUAGAGCCCUCGUCAGUCGGCGUCGCUGGGCCAGGCUCUAGCUGGUUCUGGGUGUGAUGUGGCAUGUUUUAUAAACUCUGGAAAAAACAUUUGUUAAACGAAAGAAACAGUGGAAAUGACUGUAAACGCUUGAUGCUUUGCUGAACUCUGGUAAAGGACUAGGUGUGCCGUGUCCUGGUCAUUGUGCAGUUGAGACGCUGUAAGUGCAGAGCAUUCUGUCCUUGAUGAUACGGA